Messenger RNA from Microthlaspi erraticum, 750 nucleotides. The record is from the annotation of a GenBank genome assembly. NCBI's taxonomy places the organism in Eukaryota, Viridiplantae, Streptophyta, Magnoliopsida, Brassicales, Brassicaceae.
AUGGCGGAUUUGGACAAUUUAGAGAGUGGAGGAGCCGCCGUAAUCGUCGACAUUGGAAACGACGGCGGCGGCGCAGUGGAAGAGAGGGAGAUGCGAGCGGAAUUGGAAGGAAUUUCUGUGUUGGAUUUCGAUCUGCUUUGCUCGACGGUGGCGCUUCAGACUCAGGGGAAAUGGAGGAAACUGGAGAGCUCGGAGAGAGAAGAUGGCGAUGAUGAUGAAUACGGCGGCGGCGUUUUACGGCUUUGGGAAGGCGAUGUUAUGGAUUGCUUAGAGGAUCGUCAUCUCUGCAUCGAAUCCGCUUGCUGCCCAUGCUACAGAUUCGGGAAAAACAUGACAAGGAGUGGUUUUGGUUCUUGCUUUCUUCAGGGUACUGUUCAUAUGAUUCUUAUCAUCGGUCCCCUAUUCAACAUUGCAGCUUUUGCUGUAACCAAGAGGCAUUGCUUUCUCUACCUGGCUAUUGCUUUCGUGCUUUUGAUUGUAUCCUACUUGGCUUUCUUCCGUAUGCAGAUAAGAAAGAAGUUUAACAUUAGAGGCGCUGAUAGUUUCUUUGACGAUUGUAUCCACCAUCUCAUCUGUCCAUUUUGUACAUUAACUCAGGAAUCGAAAACGCUGGAGAUGAACAAUGUUCAUGACGGUAUCUGGCAUGGUCGAGGAGACACACUAUGCAUAGGCGGCGAUCCCGAAGGAAAAGCUUUUCUUGAGCUGCAUUCGCCUCCAGUCAUGGUAUCAACAAUGUCAUCUGAAGCCUAA